Cooperia oncophora is the source of this 780-nucleotide messenger RNA. The record is from the annotation of a GenBank genome assembly. NCBI's taxonomy places the organism in Eukaryota, Metazoa, Nematoda, Chromadorea, Rhabditida, Trichostrongylidae.
AUGGUGAAAUUCUUCGGUAUGAAAGUAUUCCACCCACUUGGAAUCAUCUGCAUGACACUGAACAUCGCCGACUUCGCAGCUCCAUUAGCUGGACUGCGAGUGGUAAUUCGUCGUGGAGCUACCUCAACUCUACCGCUACCUCUGUGUAUCGCCAACUUUAUGGUCUCCACUGAAUGGUUCUUAUACGGAGUUCUUAAACGAGACGUCUACCUCAUCACGCCAAACGGUAUCGGAUCUCUUUUGGCUCUUGGUCAGCUUUUCCUGUUCGUUAUAUUGCCACGUAAACCCGGACAACGAUCUCUACUUUCACGUGCUUUCGGUUGCUGUGGACCUAGUGAGAAGGAGACAGACUUGGAGGCACCAACAAAAGAAAUUAUUCCCCAAGCCGAAACCGACGACUCCGAAGACUCCUCAACCCUCACACGAGCUCGUCGUUGGUCGAAGAAGAUGAUCGCCAAUGUGAAUACUGUAGCUGAGGAGAUUGAGCACGUCAUCGGGAAAGCAUCCAUUCAUCAUCAAGACCAUUCCAACUUCAUGUACUCCCAAACGAUUGAUGAUGACACGGCGUCAGAGAAGACGAUGGAUACCGUGGACGGCCAAGCAGCUAAGAACCUCCUACAAGCUCUGAAGAACGGCCAACAAGUGCUGAAUGCCGAAGUACUUAUGUCGUCCAUGAAAAUCACGUCAGGCUCUCAGCGUCUCAACCCCGAGGCACGAAAGGCAAAAAUUCGCCGAGUCUCAAGCUCACCCGAUUUGAUUGACGGAGCCAUUCCAUUGUAA